GGCGCUGAGUGACAGCGGGGGCCCUGUGAGGAGAAGAAGGAGGCGGCGCGGCGGCCGCCAUGGAGUCGGUGCGGGCGCAGCGGCUGCAGCCGGGGGUGGGGACGCUCCGCUCCCUGCGGGCCGGGCUCGCCGGAGCCUCGGCGGGGCCUCCUCCGCCUCCUCCCCCUCCGCUGCCCUCUUCUUUGGGGCUGCAGGGCCCCGCCGCGUUGUCGCAGCCCCCCCCCCAGCCCGGUGCCGGGCCCCCCGCCGUGCUGAGGGAGGCGGUGGAGGCGGUGGUGCGGAGCUUCGCCAAGCACACGCAGGGCUACGGCCGCGUGAACGUGGUGGAGGCGCUGCAGGAGUUCUGGCAGAUGAAGCAGUCGCGGGGGGCCGAGCUGAGGAACGGGGCGCUGGUGGUCUACGAGAUGGUGCCCUCCAGCAGCCCCCCCUACGUCUGCUACGUCACGCUGCCGGGGGGCAGCUGCUUCGGCAGCUUCCAGUUCUGCCCCACCAAAGCCGAGGCGCGGCGGAGCGCCGCCAAGAUCGCGCUGAUGAAUUCGGUGUUCAACGAGCACCCCUCGCGCCGCAUCACCGACGAGUUCAUCGAGAAGAGCGUCUCCGAGGCGCUGGCCUCCUUCAACGGCAACCGGGAGGAGGCUGACAACCCCAACACCGGGAUCGGCGCCUUCCGCUUCAUGCUGGAGUCCAACAAGGGGAAAUCCAUGCUGGAGUUCCAGGAGCUGAUGACGGUUUUCCAGCUGCUUCACUGGAACGGCAGCCUGAAGGCCAUGCGGGAGCGGCAGUGCUCCCGCCAGGAGGUUCUGGCCCACUACUCGCACCGCGCCCUGGACGACGACAUCCGCAACCAGAUGGCCACGGACUGGGUGAACCGGGAGCAGGGCAACCCCGGGGCCCUUUCCCGGGAGCUUGCGGCUACCGAGAGGGAGCUGGAGGAAGCCCGGCUGGCCGGCAAGGAGCUGCGCUUCCACAAGGAGAAAAAAGACAUCCUCAUGCUGGCCGCCGGGCAACUGGGGGGCGCGCACCCCCCCGGCUGUUAGGGCCCACCCCAAAAACGCCCCAAAAAAACCCACAGAGCCCAUAGGGCACACAUAGGGCACUCCUAGGGCACCCGAAAUCUCGUCCCCUUUUGCACAUUUUGCGGGGAAACGGAGCCAAAACGGCGCCCCGAGGGUUUUGGGGCUUUUCGGCGCUCGCUUCCGGGCCUGAUCCUAAAUCGCCGAGCUCCUCCCGCACCCCCCUUUUUUUUAUUUUUAUGUAUUUUUUUAAAUUUUUUAUCUAAAAGCAGCAGUUUUUGUAACACUAACACUUAACCCUUCCUGGCGGUACGGCCGCGGCGCUGCCUCCGCGAGGCUCCUGCUCCGCGAAGCUGUUUUUUUUGUUUUUGCCUUUUUUUUCCCCUUUUUCCCUCCGUCUCAACCCAAAAGGGAUUUUUGUGGGGUUUUGGGGCCAGCCAGGCAUGAGGAGGAGGAAGAGGAGGAAGGAAAACCGAGGACCGGGAGCUUCUCAGCACAGCUUUGCCCUUUCUCUGCUUUUUUCCCCCCAAAAAAAAGGCACGAAGCCCCUCGGGACCGUCCCAACGCCGCUCUAGGCCCCCCCCUCAUUUUGUAUUCUCGCCCUGAGCGGCCCCUUUUUGGGGUUUUUUUAUAUAGAUAUUUUUUUAUACGCAGCCUCUUCACGCAGCACCGCCGAUGUGUAACGCGUCCAUAAACGUGACCCUAAAGCGGCCGGCA
This is a messenger RNA of Anas platyrhynchos (mallard), 1730 nucleotides long. It is a transcript of the gene LIX1L, whose product is annotated as limb and CNS expressed 1 like. The record is from RefSeq and is a predicted model, not a curated record. Lineage: Eukaryota; Metazoa; Chordata; Aves; Anseriformes; Anatidae. Gene Ontology annotation, biological process: autophagosome maturation. Gene Ontology annotation, cellular component: cytoplasm.